Messenger RNA from Anopheles coustani, 5302 nucleotides. RefSeq names its product protein dispatched (gene disp). Bases 309 to 4004 code for a protein of 1231 amino acids. The record is from RefSeq and is a predicted model, not a curated record. Lineage: Eukaryota; Metazoa; Arthropoda; Insecta; Diptera; Culicidae. The transcript has 10 exons.
UCGCAAGUUUUCCGUUUUCCCGGGGGAAAACCCGUCUAGUUUUUCUCCGAACCAUGGUUUAAGACUUUGCACGCUGCUCGUCUAGUGUUUGGUGGCUGUAGGCAUGAGAAAGUGUGAGAUUGUGUCAAAAAAGGCUUGAAAAUAUGCUUAUUCAAUUGCCCGGGGUGCCCUGGUAUUCACACAGCAACUGGUUGGUACUUUAAAAGGAUUCAUUUGAGGCCAACCAGCUCCACAAAACCAUCAGCGCGACAUCAUGGUCAAGCAUAAAGGCUAGCGUCCGGUGUUAUCAAUGUACCAUCCCAAGCAACAUGCACUGGUAUUACAAACUAUUGGCCCGCCGUCCCCACUUGGUGUUGGUAGCGGUAGGAAUAUUUUCCAUCGCAUGUAUCGUCGUUGCACUUUCUACCCGAAAACUGCCGGACUUCGAUGAUCCAACUUUGGGGUUUGAAGCCCGUGGUACUUCGAUCGGUAAACGGUGGACAGCAUGGCGGAACCUGUUGGAGGAAACGGGCGCAUCAGGUCGUUUGGUGGCAAAUCCGAAAGAACUUUCAUAUGGCAACAGCAACAUCAACAACCUGAGGCACAAAACGGGGCCAGGAAAUGGAGCACACGUCCCGAAGCGGCGGAAACCGAAAUCGAAAAAGAAGGUACCCCACCAGACCGAGGCAGGUCAGAAGAAACACAGCAAGUUGGGAAAAAACAUAAGGAUCCUGAAGGAACUGUACGACAACCGAACGGUAGAAGCGGUAGCAACAAACGGCGGCGAAGUAAUAAGCUUCGAGGAGUACGACAACGAAACGGUAGUGCAGCGGGGUGGCGGUGGCCGACAGGAAGUGUGGGAGUACGGUCGAAAUCAAUCAUUCUACACCGAGGAGAUUGGUAACAAAACGAUGGAAAAGAAGCGGGCCAAAUGGGACACGCUGCGGAAGCUACGGCCGCCACCGGAACCGAUUGAAAUUCACAUUCCAUCGGAUGGAUUUUUCUGUGAAUCGCCAAACAAAGAAUAUGCCCACCUGGUAGUGCAGAGGAAAAAUGAAAACUACAACGACACACUCUUCGAGCUGAACGCUUUUUUGGCACUGUGCGAACUGGAGCAGAAAGUGGUCACCGUCGACCAUUACGCGGGUAUUUGCCAACGCGAACUGACAUCCGACAGUUGCUGCCGUCCGUGGUCAAUCGUGAACUACGUCACCUUUUUGUCGAACAAGUCGUCCUGCUUCGAGCUCAACGAGGAAGAUGUGGCGAUGGUCAAGACGCUCCUGUUCGACUGCUUCCAGUACUACCACAACAUGAAGCUAAGCAAUGACUGCAUGCGGUCGAGUUGUAUUGCGCCGAGUGAGUGCAAACAGCACAACGCCGUGUACAACAUUCUACACUACUUGGCGAAUGUGGAUUUUAUAAGACAAAAUGAAUCUGCGGAAUUUCUGAACGUUACCAUGAUAUUUCUGCCCGUCGCCAGGAGCACAAAGUCGAUGGAAUUUUAUCAUAGUUUAAGCCAAGCUAACCUCGCUAACGAUCUUGUCGCGGUCGUUGCCAUGGAUAUGGGCUUAAAGAAUGCACUGUUCGACGAAUGUCUACUGCGGGAUGGCUGGUUGAUCGGCUUGGGUGGUGUCUUUGUCGUCCUGUGCAUGUGGCUUUACACUGGAUCGCUUUUCGUCACACUCAUGACGGUGGUCGCGGUUGCAUUUUCGCUCGGAAUCGCAUACUUCAUCUAUUCCUUCAUAUUCGAGCUUACAUUCUUCCCCUUCAUGAACCUGCUGGCGGUCAUCGUUGUCGUAGGCAUUGGAGCGGAUGAUGCUUUUAUCUUUUUAAAAAUAUGGCAAUGCACCAUCGUCGAUCGGAUGAAGUGUGGUGGUGGCAUCGUCAUACCGAUAGUUCCAUCCACCUCUGCCGCAUGUCACGCGGAAAGCACAGGACGUGGUGGCAAUUCGGACACGCUGGUGGAAAUUAUGGGCAGCACAUUGCGGCAUGCGGCGCUCUCGAUGCUUGUCACAUCGCUCACGACGGCGGCUGCAUUUUACGCGUCCUAUGUGAGCUCCAUCACUGCGGUCCGGUGUUUCGGCAUUUUUUCCGGCACUGCUGUGAUGGCCAACUACUUCCUCAUGGUAACUUGGCUACCGGCGGCUGUUUCCAUCGCGGAAAGAAUGUCCUGCCUGAUGCUGCUCAAACCGUUCGCCCGUGUCUCCCACCGAUUCAGUGUACCAUUUAUUGCCCUCGCCCAGUUUAGCCGCCGCCUCGAAGACGCCAUCAUUGGGCUGGUGAUUGGCGUACCAUGGUUGUGGAUUUCUUUGCUUGGAACAAUCGGCAUUUUCAGUGGUGUGUUAGUGCUUCACUGGCCAAAGUUGCGUCUUCCCGAUUCGCCAGAUUUUAAACUUUUUAUCAGUAACCAUCCGUUCGAGCGGUACGACAGUGAGUACAAGGAAAUGUUUUGGUUCGAGAAGAUGUACACCACCACCGAGAGUUUCAAGAUCCCCCUUCGCUUCGUAUGGGGUGUGUUGCCCGUCGAUCGGGGGAAUUUUCUUGAUCCGGAGCAGCGCGGUGAUCUGUUCUUCGACGAGUCGUUCAACAUGAGUGCCCCGGAGUCGCAACGCUGGUUGCUGCAGUUCUGCCGGCGCAUCAAAAACCAAACGUUCUACCAGACGAGCUACGGGCUGCUGCUUCCUAACUGCUUCAUCGAAAACUUUAUCAGUUGGAUGGCGCGCCGGUGCAACGAUUCGAUGGGCGAAAUCGACCGGACGCCGUGCUGUGAGGUGUCCCCGUUUCCUUUCGCACCCGACAUAUUCGAUCAGUGUCUGCCGGAAUCGAUAUCCUCGCUGUACGAGACGCCUCGGGAGUUUUUCAUACCUGGCGUGGCCGGGCCGAAGUUUGACCGCAAUUCCUUUCUGGUGGAGUUUGGAAAUGACAGGGAAACGGAGGACACUGGUAAGGUUGUGAAGGCGGUAGUAAUCGAGUACGAAAGUACGCAGGUAUUCACCAUGUCCUAUCCGGAGAUUGAUGCGUUUGUGCGUUCGGUCGAGGGGUGGCUGGCGGAGCAGCUCCGUGACGCACCACCGACGAUGGCAAACGCUUGGUUCAUCAGUGAGCUGGAGUUUUUCGAUCUCCAGGAUACGCUGUCCACUGGCACGAUAGUGGCCAUUGCGAUGGCCAUGGCCGUAGCACUGCUCGUUUUGAUGCUCGUAACGCUCAACGUACUGAUCAGCUUGUACGCGAUCGUCACGGUCACUUUCACCAUCCUCACGACCGUGGCCGUGCUUGUCCUACUCGGCUGGAAGCUGAACGUGCUCGAGAGUGUGGCGGUCAGCACGGCGAUUGGGUUAGCGGUCGACUUUAGUCUGCAUUACGGCGUGCACUACAGACUUUCGACCGACGGAUCGGACCGACGAUCGUCGACGCGCUUCUCCCUGCAGCGAAUGCUAGGCCCAACGGCGAUGGCGGCCAUCACGACCGGUAUCGCCGGGGCACUGAUGUUGCCGUCGAGCGUACUGGCCUACAUACAAAUCGGCGUGUUUCUCGUGAUCGUCAUGUCAAUCAGUUGGCUUUACGCUACCUUCUUCCUGAUGAGCUUACUACGGCUGAUCGGGCCACAGUACGGAUUCGGUCAGUUCCGGUAUCCAAAACUUCGUACGGCAUUUCGCGCCAGUGCCGAUGCCUGCAAAUCUGCCGCCCAACUCGAUCCGGACGGUACGCGACAGAGUGCCCCACAUCACCACCACCAUCACCAUCAUCAUCAGAAAGGGGCCGUGUCGGAGCAGCUUCUUUCCAACUCGAGCUCGGCUGCCGGAGAUCUGGUCGGAUCGGAGUCGCACGAGCUUGACUCGCUCACGUCGAACUCGAUUAUCAAGCCGGUCAACCUGGACAUUGCGCGUCCGAUCAACUUUGAUCGGGCAUUCAAGAAGCAGCAAUCGCUACCCCGUGAGCAAAGCCCUUCCACGGCCAGUGCCAUCACGGUGGUGCUUCCAGACGACAUAGACAUUCGAAUAGCCCCGAUCGGCGGUGGAGCUUAGUUAAAUUGCAAUGGAAACCCCGAGAAGAGGGAGUGCCGUAUAUCUGAAGUAUUAUUAGUGUGCCGUUUGGCACCACGCACGUGUUUAGACGUACUUAGAGGCGGAAUGUACUUAAUGUUAACUUCGACUUCAUGCAUAGAUAUUAGUGAAAAAUACCCAAUAUGACCGUUUAGUGAGUGGAUCAUAGCGAAACUCUCUUUCCCUCAACCAAGUUUACUUCUGUCCCACGGUGGGGUCAUUGUUUAGGGCAACGGUUUUGCUUGACACGUAGGGCGUAUGUAUGUAAAUGGACUAUAAUAAUCCUAGCAUUAAUUGGGGGGGGGUGUGAAGUAAUGAUGAAUAUUUUAAAAGCGUUAAUUUUUGUCUGUUCCGAUCGUGAACAUGUCUGGCUUGAAUAAAAUAAUUUAUUCAAACUGCCUUUUGGCAACAUAUGGACGAUCCUUUUACAACUGCCGAGUAAAAAUUGGAGAGAUUAAAGCCAACUUCUGCCGCUACUUCUCUCUCCCGUGACACAAGACAUGUUUAGCAAAAUGAAUUUACAAAAAUUUACACAAAUUAACGAAAGUGUGGCGCAAUCGGCGUUCGUUGAACAAGCACAUUUAAGGAGCAUUGGUUGGGAGGUAUUGCUGUACCGUGUGCUUCAUAUCGAUGUUCGGGGGAGGCAGCAGAAACAUGUCAACCGGAGGAAAAUAUUAGUCAAGAGUUGAAAGUUCAUUUUUUGUUUUUGCUUUCCUUGGUUUCCCAUGGAAAAAGCGAAUACUAAAGUCAAGCUACCAUUAGCGAAGAUGACUUUCAUGGAUCGAAGAUCGGAGAAGUAGAGCUAUAGAAGAUUGUUUUUUCUUUUUGCAAUGUUUUGCAGGCAGUGGCCAGUACGUUACUUACGUAGGAGAUACACAUAUGCAUGUUGUGAAACAAUUAGUGGAACCACUUUGUGAUACAUAUAUGAAAAAAAACAUAACAAAUAUAUAUAUAUACAUACAUACGUACUAUUAAAGCAUACUAUUAAUAUUCGAUUAUUGUUGGAAGAAACAGGUUUUACAGUGUUAAAGAAAAUAUAAACUAAUAUAAGUAGCGAGAGUGGAAUUGCCGGAGAAUGUACAAAAACUUCCUUACUUACUACUAGAAGGGCAAAUGGUGAAAUGCAACAAGAAAGCAAACAGACAGACAAACCGGAAAUAGUAGGCCGCGGGUUGCGUACGUUGUAGCGCCCCAAGAGCAUAUGGUACGAAAAUAUAAGAAUUCAUUCAUCGGUUCUACGGUGUAACAUGCGACAGGUUGGAAUUUCUUUCCCAUGGCGA